AGACGCGGCGCUUUUCCGCGCUGGGGCUUACGCCCUCCACGCUGUCGCCAUGCCAUGCCUUACGAGCGGAGGUGGUCGCGCCGAUCCUCAAGCCGCACCUCCUCGAGGUCCUCAUCUCGGUCUUCGAGGCGACGGCGAUCCAGGUCCCGCCGCCGCGACCGCAGCCGCAGCCGGCGCCCCUUUCGACCCUUCCGUUCCCGGGAGCGGUCCCCGCGGUCCCCGCGCUCGGAGCGCUCGGACCGCUCGGCGCGGGAGCGGAAGAGCCGGAUUUGCAUUCACUGGGAGCGCGGGCAUUGCGGGAAGGGCGAGAAUUGCAACUUUGCGCAUGGAGCACAUGAGUUGAGCUCUGUACAGGGAGGCACUUGGAAGACGGUCCUUUGCAAGCACUUUGAGAAUGGCACUUGUUCACGAGGUAGUCUGUGCUCAUUUGCGCACGGCGAAGAAGAGCUUAGAGACACCUUCAAGACCGUGCGCUGCAAAUACUACGAGCGCGGAGAAUGCAGGAGCGGCUCCAAGUGCAAAUUUGCACAUGGCUCCAAAGAGCUUGUCAAGAUGGAGAUCCCAAAGAUUGAGGUGAAGGUGGAGAAAGUGGAUAAGGAGCAGCGUGAACGGGAGAAACAGGAGGCGCGGGAGGCGGAGAAGGCUCGGAGGGAGAAGGAGAAAGAAGAGGAGAGAGCCAGGAAGGCGGCAGAGCUGAAGAAAGUCGCCUGUAGGUAUUGGCAAAAUGGAUUUUGCAACAAAGGCGACAGCUGUCCCUUUGGCCACGAUGGUCCCCAGAAUGAGCCCCAGACGAACUUCAAGACGGUGCUCUGCAAGUACUUUGAGCAGGGGAACUGCACCAAGGGCGACCAGUGCAGCUUUGCACAUGGCGAGGCGGAGCUUCCAGGUGGCGUUGGCCAUGGCAGUGCCGCCAGUGCUGUUAAGGAGCCGGUGCCAACCUUCAAGACGGUCUUGUGCAAGUACUUCGAGCUGGGCCACUGCAGCAGGGGCGAGGAUUGCACUUAUGCGCAUGGACUGGAAGACUUGCAAACUCGGGAGGUUGGCACUUACAAGACGGUGCUCUGCAAAUACUUCGAGGCGGGGACCUGCACGAAAGGCGCCAGCUGCACCUUCGCCCACGGGGAUGCUGACCUCCAGAUGGAUGCGGUUUCCCCGGCCGCGGCGGCCACGGCACCAUGCGCGGUGGCGGCCACGGCAUUUGGGGGGACCUCCCUGGCGGACGCGAUUGCGCAGAGUACUGCAGUGCCAAGUUCGGAUCAGGAUCGUGACUCCAGCGGCAAGCCCGUGGGUGUCUUGGUGCAGCCGACGAGGUUGCUCUCCAAGAGGCAGCUGGAGACUGCUCCGGAGGGAAAGUUGCAUCCUAAAGUUGCAGAGCUCAUGGUCCCGACGGAGCUUGCGGUCGUCAAGCGCUGUGCGUUCUUCACAAUAGGUCGCUGCGCCAAAGGAGACGACUGCACUUAUUCUCAUGACCCGGAGGCACCUCCUUUUUUGCCCGCGGCGCCCUCCCGUGCCGCGCGCCCUACACGCCCUACACGCCCUGCGGGCCCUGCGGGCGGAGCUCCCGUGGCAGUGCGGACGCCCAAGCCGGCACCGAAGCUCGUGCCGCCGCCGGUUCGGCCAAAGCCGGUUGAAGCGCCGGUUCCGGUGGAAGAGGAGGAACUGGAAGUCUCUGGAAUGGAGUGGGAGCCUGGUUGGGACGCGACCAUGGCCUGGAAGACCCGGCUGUGCAAGUUCUUCGAGCUGGGAACUUGCCAAAAGGGUGAUGCUUGCAGCUUCGCCCAUGGGCCAGCGGAGCUGCAGGGGCCGCCGUCGGUGUCCAUCAGCGCAGGUGGAACCAUUUGGGCCGACAUGGUGAAGGAGGAGCCAGACUCUGAGCCAAGCAUGCCCACAGUCUCUGUGCAGGAAGCGGCCUUCAAGACGGCUCUCUGCAGACAUCACCAGAGGGGCGUUUGUUUCCGAGGUAGUGCCUGCUUGUUCGCGCAUGGGGAAGAGGAGCUUCGGGACAAUCGCAAGACUGUGUUGUGCAAAUUCUACGAUCAGGGCACCUGCCAACACGGUGAUCAGUGUCUUUACGCCCAUGGCGUUGAGGAGUUGCAGACGCUGGACCAGCCGGAGCUGGCAGAGAAGCACCCGGGCUCCUUCGCUUGGCACCAGGGUCCUAUGGAGCAUGGAGUCCACUCAGGGGAUGCUCAGGGGAGCUUCAAGACGGCCCUUUGCAAGUUCUUCGAGAUUGGUCAAUGUUUGAAGGGUGAGGCAUGCACCUUUGCCCAUGGCCCCGACGAGUUGGCUAACUCACCUGACCAGGGCAAGGUCACUGCCGCCACGCCCAAGGCAGCGAUGACCGGCGCCGCCGCGGUGGCGGCGGCGCAGCCGAAGGCGGCGCCCAAGGCGGCCGUGGUGGUGCCGCCGCCGUCCCGCGCCAAGGCGCUGGAAGAGGCGACGGAGCCCCUGGAGGAGGCGAACGCCGAUGUGGCGGAGGCGAAAAAAGGAGGGCUGCGCCCGGGCGGCGCCUUUGACGGACUUUGGCUUGCGUGA
Durusdinium trenchii is the source of this 2535-nucleotide messenger RNA. NCBI's taxonomy places the organism in Eukaryota, Dinophyceae, Suessiales, Symbiodiniaceae. The record is from the annotation of a GenBank genome assembly.